AUGAAGCGAUGCACAACAAACUCUAUGUGUGACAACGUAAAUGAUUGUGAGAAAGGUCUAGGAUAUUGCGACAACGACGGACAAUGCGGGUGUCUUGAGUUACAAUGUGACACAAACCAUGAGUGCUACAACAUGGGUUGUAUCAGAGGUCAAGGAUAUUGCGACAACGGAGUUUGCAAAUGUCGUAAUUACAAGUAG
This is a messenger RNA of Thlaspi arvense, 198 nucleotides long. The record is from the annotation of a GenBank genome assembly. Lineage: Eukaryota; Viridiplantae; Streptophyta; Magnoliopsida; Brassicales; Brassicaceae.